UUAAUCUUGCUUGACCACUGACUCACAUUUGGAAACGUCACAUGGGAUAACAGACAACAGCCCGUGCACGUUUGCCUGAGGACGUCUCGAGGUUCCUGGUUGGUAAACCUCGGGUGGUAAAAACUCACCGGGCGACGGCAUUUAAAUAGUGUUGCUGUAUCAAGAAUACCCACCCGCUUAACUGCUCCAUCACGAACUACAGGGAACGGGUUGCCUGGGAAACGGCCGCAUGGCAACAGGAUCAGAGCCGGGGGUUGUCUGCUGCUAGCUCUGCUCCCGUUUCCCAUUUCCUCACUAGAUGGUGUGCGAGCCACUGGAGAGUCGUCUUCUUCCCGCGGUCGGGUUCCGAUCAAAACAAAUCGGGGAAACUACACGGAACGCCAUUUCUCGGGCUUUUCGCGGAGGAAGAGUGGGGAUUAAUAUAUUGUCGACCAGAUAUUUGUUUUUUAUUUUUGAUUAAGGCGCGGAUCGUACUCCUUGUUUCGGCGGCGAUGGACAUCAUGAUUGCGGUGCAGGAUGCGUGCGUCUCCGGUCAGUGGCUCACCGCUAUAAUUCUCAGUGUUUGCUGCUUUUUACCAUCGUGUUUGCCCGCCGGACAGACCGUGGACUUUGCGUCCAUCGAGAAUGUGAUCAGCAGACAGGGAGAUACCACGCUGCUCAGAUGUUACCUGUUGGAUGGAAUCUCAAAAGGAGCAUGGUUAAACCGUUCCAGUAUCAUUUACGCAGGGAACGACAAGUGGUCGGGAGACCCUCGCGUGUCCAUCAUAUCAAAUGUGGUGGAUAAACAUGAAUACAGCUUACAGAUACAGAAAGUGGAUGUAACGGACGAAGGGUUGUAUACCUGCUCGAUACAGAGCGAACGCAAUCCACGCCCAAAACACAUUCAGUUAAUUGUAAAAGUUCCUCCCAAAAUCUACGACAUUUCAUCGGACAUCACGGUAAACGAAGGCAGCAACGUUUCGCUUAUCUGCUCGGCUAGUGGGAAACCAGAGCCAAAAAUCUCUUGGAGACACAUCACCCCAUCAGCCAGGAAGUAUGAAAGUGGAGAGUAUUUAGAAAUCACAAACAUCACUCGGGAUCAAGCAGGAGACUAUGAGUGCGGUGCUGAAAACGACAUUUCUUCCCCCGACACGAAGACCGUGAAAGUCACAGUCAACUUUCCUCCAGCAAUCCACGAGAUGAAGAGUAAUGGGGUCCGACCCGGUCAGAUGGCCCUGCUGAGAUGUGAGGCAGCAGCUGUCCCCUCUCCAGUCUUUGCGUGGUACAAGGGAGAGAAAAGGAUUAACAUGGGCCAAGGUAUCGACAUCAAGAACCUCAGCUCCAGAUCAAUUCUCACAGUGAAAAAUAUGACACAGGAUCGCUAUGGCAACUACACCUGUGUGGCUGUGAACAGGUUGGGAACAGCCAACGCCAGCGUGCCUCUAAUUCCACCCAACACCGCUCCGUAUGGAAGUACAGGAGGCGCCGACGUCCUGCUGGCCUGCCGGUACCUGAUCCUGGCUCUCUCUUCUCUCGUCAGCAUCUACUAGCCCCGGGGACGGCCAUACACAAUGACUGUAAAGAACCCUUUGAGCAUUUACAGAUCCUUUGACAUCGCAGAUGGCUGGAUCCAAUUUGGUACAAUUUGUCUGGAAAGCAGCGAGGGAUUUUAAAUCAGUAUUAUUUACGUUGGGAUGGGAAUUUGGGGUGUUUGUCAUCAUGUAAAUAUGUAGGGUUUGAGGGUUUUUGUUUGGUUUCCCUUCUUUUCUGUUGUGUUAUUUGAUUUCCCACUUUGUAAAUCAGCACGCAUUGUCUCCUUUCCAACGCUCUCAAAUUAGCUAAAAGCGCGCUUCUGAAAAGCGAAGGUGUGUGAAGUUAGUGUCUUUGUUAUUGGUAAUGGAAAGACUCCUCUGUGAGCCACCUCGCUAUCCAUGCCGGUGCAUCAUUUACAUACCUAUAAAGGGGCAAAUUGUUUAAAUCACAUGCUUAUUUAAACUCGGCGAGUCAAGAUUGGAGAAGGGGACUAGAUAAACAAAAAGACGGAUGAUGGGUGAAGCGAACAAUUGGAGAACAGUUGAAUAGUAUUGACAAUGAAAAAUGAAUAAUCAUUUCGUGGACCAAAAUUACAGCCAUACUUCAGCAGUUCAGGCCUCUGUGCUGUAGCCCCUUUUUGAGCUUAAAGGAAAUAUGCAGACAAAAAUCUCAUAAUCCUUUCUAGCUGUUUAAGAAAUAUGUUUUAGUUAUGAUCUCUUUGCUCAAGAGUUGAUUUUGAGUUUUUUAAUAGUUCGAAACUUUGGCCUAUUUGUGUCUAAUCCGAAAAUAAAAUUUAGACACAUGCAUUAGUUGAAAUUUUAUAACCCAACAAAGCCGAGUCUCUUUCCAUUUUGCCCUGGGGAUCUAAAAAGAGGGGAGAGGAAAAAAUUCAUUGAAUAUAGGGUUGCUUUUGAUGUUAAAUUAAAUAAGACAUCAAAUAACAAUAGCACAUAAAAGACAUUCUGCAGUCUGGCAGAUCGCAAAAUAAAAUAUUGGGCCAAUCCAAAGUGGAAAGAGAAAGUAGGUCAUAUAUUAUGGUGUCUAAUGAAACUUAUCAUUCAAGUCGUUAUUUCCUUUUUUAAACCGAUAAAUAUUUUUGUCUCCGUUGUUUACAGAUUAUGUUUAUGGUUGUAAUCGUUUCAACAGGAUUUUUAUAAACAUAUAUUACCUGCUUUGCUUUCGUCAGUGUGAAAUAGUUUCGAAUAGGGAAGCUGAAAAAAGAUUAUGCACUUCCCUUUGUGGGGACGGUAUGAGAUUUCAAGCGUGGAUCCAAACAUGUGAAUGAAUAUUAUUUCAAAAUAAGUAUGCAGUAUGGCAUAGUUUACAAUGUCGUCAUUCAUUUUAGAUGCCACAACUGUUGUUGAUUCUCGUCAAACAAGUAGAAGUCGGAAAAAAGAACCUUUUGUAAUCAAAUAAUCUACUCGGAGGGUGUAAACCAGUCAUACGGUAUCAUAGAAAAUGAGUCACGUGUGUAUAUUCGAAGAGAGUAGAAUUCAUUUUAUCUUAUUGGUAGAGCCAGUGUCUAGAUUUAGUUUAACCUCUACCCUAGUUCCCACACACUUGUUGUAUACUACGAUGUGCAGAAAUUAUAAAUGUGCUGCAUGUCAAAUGACUAUGUAUGUUGAGGUGGCCACGUACCAUAAAUCGAGAAUUUGAGAACAAAACCAGGCUGCUUUGACUUCAUGAAAUGUGUUCCACACUACUGAACAUCACUGGGGUUGUGUGUUGAGCUACUGUUCCAUGAAAUGUUUUCUUUCAAAAUCAUCACAGAAUCUUCUGCUCGGUGUGCAAUAUUUUGUAUUUUUCCUCACGUUCAUUUCCUUCGUUUAUGUGCAACAAAAUCAUGACAAGCUUACAUUCUUUCUGUCUAUUACUUCCCGUCCUUUUUAUAGUUUUCAAUACCAGGGCAAAAUUUAUAACCAAUGAAAACAUAUUAGAAUCUUACUUGUAUUGGAGAUCAUCUACACUUUCAACAAUUACAAUGAUCUCACUGUAUUAUAAAGUAAGAAGCUUAGAAUUCUUGUUUGAACUUUACAAUGACUAAUACUCAGAAGUGUUCAUUUUUGUUAGAUUUUACCUUAUGGCUUGUGUCCCUGUGCUUAUCGUAGACUUGAAAGCAUCAUAUACCCAAAAGAGGAUGUUAAAUAUUCAUAUAUGAUCAAACCAACGCCUGGCUCUCAUAGACACACAUUAUUUUCAAUGUUUACAACGAACCUCCAUAUUUGCAGAUGAAUGGCUUUGAGCGGUAAACACACUGCAUAUUCAUUCGUAUCCAGGCAAAAUGCCAUUCGAGUCCACUGUAGAAGCAAGUACUGUAUAAAAUGUGCCUUUAAUAGUAUUGAUCAGAUCUGUUGCCAUUCCAUGUCAAAUGCCACAUCUGAGCCUCAUGCGUUGGCCAUUCAUAACUAUUAUAUCAGACGUCACAGUAUUUAUAUAUAAUUCUUUAUUACUUCCUUUAUUAAUAGGCUAUAAAAGGGUCCUUUUUUAACAUCUGCCGAUUUUACGUUCUGUAAAGAUAAAAAGGUAGCACGUGCUCUUUUAAUAAAUAUUGUGAAUGAAACAUCAACAAAGAGCUCAUUAAACCAUCAUUAAAACUGCAUAAGUGGAUAUCAAGAUAAAAAGGGCAAAAAACGGAGGCAGGAGGCAUUCAUGCAUGCAUAAUUCUCCUGAAAGUUACAGCCUUUCAAAAAGAGUCGGUAAAUAACAGGCAAAUGUGCUGCAAAUUUCCUCUCUGAACAUGUAAUGACUUGAUAAUUACAUUCCUGGACAUGCAUUAAUAUUCAAGGACCGUUUUUUUCCAAAUGGCUGACGUCAGCUAAUGGUUCGCGUUUCACGUGUGACUGAAACUCGCACACUCGCAUCGAUUCAGUCUCGAAAUCGCGAUGGGCUAAUCCUAUUUUUGACUGAGUUCAAAUGACUGAGGCCCGAGGAGACCCCUUGGGUUCCAUUUCAACACCUUUUCAAAGUUGAUGUGAACACGGGUACGAUUCAGCUCUGACAAGUAAGCUGCGAGUUAGCAUUUCUGCUGUCUUUUGCGAAUCCUAACGGCCGAUGCGGUUGCCAGAUGCACACAGAUAAAAAAAAAUCCCAAAUAACAAACGUGUAAGAUCCUUCAUCUCGUAGCACAAGCGGAGCUCCUGGCAAGACAGAAUGAGGGUGGUAGGCGGUAUUCCAAUGAUUAAAAACCUGUCAGCUCCAUCUCUGUCUUGGCCAGACUCUUUUGAAAGUCGGUUUGAGAGUGCUGUGUGUGCGGUCAGGGGAGGCGAUUCUUCUGACCUGGCAGUUAAUAAAAUUCUUCCUGUGCCUUUGUCAGUUUCUGGAGGAUGAUUUUGUGGAGUGCUGGAGGGUGCUGCAUUAACCAGCUGUGAGCGCUCUCUCACCCAACAGCGCUCUGGCAGGACUGACAGUAAUCUACAUAAACCUCUGUCCUUUUCACGACGUAAUUGCGGUUUUGCUGUAUUCUAAUUGACUCCGCGGAGCACUGUAAAAAACAAAAACCUAUAAUCCCUCCUGAAGCCCCGUUUGCUUUACGGCUAUUGUGUUAAACAUUCACGAUACGUGACGAAUGAAGCGUGUGCGAUGAAUGUACAUAGCCUGUAGAAACGUUCAUCGGCUAAAUAUUUGUCCUGAUAAUAAAGUAGCUGCCAAAAAUGAGUAUGAGUGAAUUCUAAAGGUUUUUUCCUCCAUAGAGUGUUUGUCAACUCCCUCGUUCGUUAUUUUCACUGAGCUGGAAAAUAAGUUAGUACUGAUGCGGUGGUUUUGAUAACGCUGAGGUUCUAACAAAGAUUUCUUUUGCUGAGCACUGUGUCAAUCUGAUGACUGAGGCUCAUCAGCUGAAACGUUAAUGUAAAAAGAAACAGGAAAGAGGGUUUUGCGGACACGCCAACAACACCAGUGUGUUACUCACUCCCUGUACUGUCUCAUUAAAUGUCGGUUGGCCUGGUAAUUUGUUGUAAGCCGUUUUGAAUGGCAUUGGCUAUUUGUGUUGCCAUUUUUCAUAUCUUUAGCGGUUAUUUUGUAAAGUGAAACCAGUGACACCAACAGUCUGCUAUCGCCGGUAAUUGAGCACAGGAGACACCCGUCUGAAAGGGGCGAAUUUAGAAUAGUUUUUACAAAAACAUUCAGCAAGCUUUGGUUACUUUUGUAUAUACAUGUUCGUUUAAUUUUGGAACCUUCUUUUCGUUGGAUUUGGUGACUAAGUAAAAUGGACGUUGUAACCAUAUUGGGAUGGCUGUAUUUUUUAUUUUCCUUCCUCUUAUCAUGAAGCUGAAACGUCUGUGAUGAGAAAUUUGAAAUGGUCAUCUUUACUUACAUGUGUAUGGAGAUAAUUUAGCCACCAGGGAUAUAGUUGUAUAUUUUAGGCUCUAGAUCAUUGGAAUGACAUAUAUGGCUUUAAGUGGCAUUGAUAUAUAUUGAUAUUUGUCAAGAAAAAAAGAAUCAUAUACUUAAAUUACUUUAAAGCUUACAUUGUGUAUAGCACGUAUGCAAGUUCAUUUUCAUAAUGUUUGAUGUAAUUUUGUAGCAGUGGUUUGAUACUAAUAAAGUUGGAAGUUGGUGAUGGAACUGUCAAAUGUGGUUUACAUGAUCUUUGAUUUGAUAUACCCGCAAGAGUAAUAUAUACUUUAUGGUAUAUUCCAGGGGUUUUCAAACUGGGGUCCGGGGACCCCCAGGGGCCCUCCUGGAUGUUCUAAGGGGAAAAUUUCUGGUGAACAAAAUUACAUUUUCAUUUAUAAAUAAGUGUUUGUUUUAUGCAUAAUUUCCAGAAUUGUUUAUAUUAGUUUUUCAUUGCAGUUCUCACUCACUGGGGUUAACUUAACUCACUUAAGGCAGUAUUUUUUGUAAAGCACAAGAUUUCUUGUAGAAGUUGCUGCAGUACAAAUAGAUUUGACUUGAAAAUGUUUCUCCUCAGGUUUGAAUAUCCAAUAUUACCCUUACAAUUUAUCUAAUCGAGUUUAAAUUUUUUACAUCAAAAAAAUGUAAACAUGAAUGUGUAUUUUACAAAGGGGUCCUCUCAAGAUCUUUAUCAUACUUGGGGGUCCACGUCAUUCUAAAGUUUGAAAACCCCUGUUAUAUUCAACCUUAUCUCACAGACAUUCGUAACUAUUUUACAAAGUGGCUAAUUCGUGUACAUUUGUGUGAUGUGAAUUGUAGAACAACGAACGAUAAUCAGAUUAAAGCAAUGCUCCCCUAACCCCACCCCUUACAUCGCUGGCAUGAAAGCACAAAGUAGCCUACAUUAAUGUAUAGAUAAGAUCAUAGAAAUCCAUUUACGUAAACCACCUUGUAAAAUAAUUUAAAUGUUGGUAAUAUCAAAUGCUGUCUGAAGUUUCCUAGACAUAAACAGACCCCUCACAGUUUCACAUAUUGCAUUAACACCAGGAUGAUGGUUAAAUGUGUACCAUAUCACAUACUAGACACUAUGUACUUACACUAUGAAUUCCAUCAACUAUUCCUGUGUAUGUGUAAGACAUUAGAUAUCAUUGUUUCAAAUGUAAUACUAAAUGUUUUUUUCCCAGACAAGGACAAAUGACGUCAAAGCAUAACAAAGAGAGUCAAUGAAAAUACAUUUUUCAAAUUGUACAUUGUACUUUUUUGCAUGACAUGACGUCCGACGUCAGUCACUGCCACAAUAAAGCAUACAUUUGAUCUCCACA
Triplophysa dalaica is the source of this 7166-nucleotide messenger RNA. RefSeq names its product neuronal growth regulator 1 (gene negr1). The transcript is spliced from 7 exons. NCBI's taxonomy places the organism in Eukaryota, Metazoa, Chordata, Actinopteri, Cypriniformes, Nemacheilidae. Gene Ontology annotation, cellular component: neuron projection. The coding region runs from base 492 to 1529 and encodes 345 amino acids. The record is from RefSeq and is a predicted model, not a curated record.